Messenger RNA from Xenia sp. Carnegie-2017, 1344 nucleotides. RefSeq names its product influenza virus NS1A-binding protein homolog A-like. Lineage: Eukaryota; Metazoa; Cnidaria; Anthozoa; Malacalcyonacea; Xeniidae. The record is from RefSeq and is a predicted model, not a curated record. Bases 102 to 1286 code for a protein of 394 amino acids. Gene Ontology annotation, molecular function: protein binding. The transcript has a single exon.
UAAAAAUAUUUUAUGCAUAUCUUAGUUAACGGCGCCGCUCUUAUCAACAUAGAAAUGCUUGCCGUAAUAUUGUAGAAGUUUUGUUUUCACUGUGACAAAUUAUGGAAGACGUUAAUGAAAGCAAGAGGGAACUUGAAAACGACGCAGGUGAUUUCAAAAGAAAAACUGCCAAAAAUGAAAUUUUAGGCCAAGUGAAAUCAAGUGUUGAUCGUUUGUCUGAGCUUUGUAAUAACCUUAGCGAAACUCAAUCGAAAAUUAUCAGUGCUGUCCAGCAGUUGCAAGAGGGUCAGAAUGAAAUUAAAGACAAACAAACAGAAUUGCUGAGACUGACUAGAAAAGUUACAAAUAAUGCAUCUGCACACAAUUCACACGAUGAAGAUAAAUCAUCUUCUGAUUUUCUCGCAGGAAAAUUUGACAUCAUAGUAUGUGGAGGAGAAAAUAAGAAUGGCAGUUUAGAGUCCGUAGAGUCAUUUAACAUUAUUGAAAAUACUUGGAAAGAAGAGAAAAAUAUGACAGAGAAACGUGGUGGUGCUGCUGCGUUUGUUCAUGAUGGAAACAUCUUUGUAACCGGUGGAUCAAAUGGGGAGAAAUGUUGUAAUAGUGUGGAAAGUCUGAAUGUUGAACGUUCUGGGUGGAUAAAGACUAAAAAUGAAAUGCCAAAACCAUGUAAAGGGCAUAAAGUAAUUUAUUGGAAUGAGAAAAUUGUUAUGACCGGUGGACUGAACAGAAUGAGACCUCCAGAAGUGUCAAACGAGAUUUACGCCAUUUCACUAAAAAAUCCGCCCGAAAAAAACUUUUUGACAUUUAUGCUAGAGCGACGAUACUGUCAUGCCUCGUUUAUCAUGGAUGAGGAGGUUUUGAUUUUUGGUGGAAGGACAUCGAAUCAAGAUGUAGACAUUAAAAACAAUGUUUCUUCCUACAGUCUGCUUUUUGAAGAAUCCCAAAACCUCAAAUCACUUCCGUAUGCUGUUAGUAACAUGGCUUUCGUGAGGUAUGAAAAUAAGGCAAUCUUGAUUGGAGGUAUUAAUGAUGAAGGUGAAGCAUUAGAUGUUGUCCUGAUGUAUGAUUUGAAAACAGAAGAAUGUAAAAGACUUCCACCUCUCAAUCAUAAAAGAUUUGGAUGCGCAGCUGUUAUCGAUGAAAGUAUUAUUGUUGUAGUUGGCGGAAUGAAUGAGGAAGAGUAUCUUGAUUCCGUUGAAUAUAUUAAUCUGAGAGAAAAGACUUGGACAGAACUACCUCCGAUGACAACCAAACGAUUUUUACCAACUGCAUCACUAUGUUCAUAGUUUGACGUGUAAUCAUGACUUUUUAUAUGGCAAGUUAACAUUUAACAAUUAACAAUUA